This is a messenger RNA of Hyposmocoma kahamanoa, 1979 nucleotides long. RefSeq names its product L-sorbose 1-dehydrogenase-like. NCBI's taxonomy places the organism in Eukaryota, Metazoa, Arthropoda, Insecta, Lepidoptera, Cosmopterigidae. Bases 102 to 1979 code for a protein of 625 amino acids. The record is from RefSeq and is a predicted model, not a curated record. The transcript has 4 exons. Gene Ontology annotation, molecular function: ecdysone oxidase activity; flavin adenine dinucleotide binding.
CAAGUCGUGUUGGUGGAAUCAUAAAAUGUGUAUUAAAAUUUUAUUUCAUUUUUAUGUGAUUACGCGAUAGCUAGAGUGAGAGGAAGAUAUAAGCAAAAACUAUGACGUGUCUGGACCACCCUUGUCCAGCUUUCAGUGAAGGUGUAGCUGGGACAGCUUUCGCAAACGUUGUCACUCACCUUCUUGCUGCCCAGUGCUUGCUCACUGAACCAUGGCCGCAGGACAGUCUGGAUAGAGUAUCUUCUGGAGAGUCCUUCGACUUCAUAAUUGUCGGCGCGGGUACAGCAGGUUCCCUAUUAGCGAAUCGGUUGUCGCAGGUUGAAGACUGGAAGGUAUUGGUGAUCGAGGCUGGAGAUAACCCACCUGUGGAGAGCAUUAUACCAAACUUUUCGGGAGCAACACAUCGGAGUAUACAUGCUUGGCAGUACUAUACGGAAAAAGACGAGAAGACAAAUAGAGGUUGCGUUGAUGAAAGGUCCUUUUGGCCUCGAGGAAGAACUCUCGGAGGUACUGGAUCCAUUAACGGCCUUCUCCAUAUGAGAGGAAGUCCAAGAGACUACAAAUCUUGGCAUCAAAAAAAUGGCGACGGUUGGGACUGGCUUAGUUUAAAGAAAUACUUUAUGAAGAGUGAAAAGAUGAUAGACCCGUUCAUUCUUAACAACCCUGAUUUGAUCAAAGACCAUGGUACCAGUGGAGAAUUCAUUGUAGAUCAACUUAACUUUACUCACGUUGGCGUAGCCGAGAUGCUAACAGAGGCUUAUAAAGAAAUGGGAUUAAAGUUUUUGGACGAUUUGAAUGGGGAGACUCAGAUGGGAGUAGGAAAAGUAAGAGGAGGUAAUCAUAACGGCCGUAGAGUAAGCACAGCUACUGCUUUCUUGAAUCCUGUAAGAGAAAGAAAAAAUUUGUAUGUUUUGAAGACUGCAUAUGUUAAAACUUUAGUGAUAGAUGAGCAAAAAAGAAUCACAGGCGUUAGAGUGAUCACAAAAUCUGAUGCUGAUGCAGUUUUUUAUGCUACAAAAGAUGUCAUUGUUAGUGCCGGAACGGUAAACACACCUAUGUUGCUAAUGAUUUCUGGCAUUGGUCCUAAUAAGCAGUUAAAACAAUUAGGUAUCGAUGUAAUAGCUGAUCUGCCUGUUGGGAGAAAUCUACAAGACCAUGUCAGAAUACCAAUUCCAGUAACUAUAAAUACUGGAGCUAAACCGAAAGAUGACUUACAUUGGUUAAAAGCCACUGCCGAGUAUUUAUUAGAGCAAAAAGGACCUCAUGCUACUAAUUAUGACCAACCGAAUAUAAAUGCUUUUUUAUCCGUGCCCGAUGGUAAAACGUUACCCGAUGUUCAAGUCGACCAUAAUUAUUUUGUACCAAACACUUCAUAUGUUUACCAAAUGUGUACGAAUGUAAUGUCUUUUAAAGAUGAGAUUUGUAAACAAUUUGCAAACAUGAAUGAAGACAAAGAAAUGAUUAUUUUCUACGUGUCUUUAUGCAGACCGUAUUCAAAGGGCAGGAUUGAAUUGCGAGGCAAAUCUGGAAUAGGGAAUCCAAAGAUCUAUUCAAAAUACUUUAGCGAUAAGAGAGAUAUGGAAACAUUCAUUAAAAGCGUGAAAAGAGUUAUGGAGAUCGUUGAUACUCCGACGUUUAAAAAAGUUGAUGGGGCAAUUAAAAGAAUAUAUUACGAAGGCUGUGAUGACACUGACUUUGGUAGCAUUGAAUAUUGGGAAUGUAUGGCUAGAACUGUAACUUACAACGUUUAUCAUCCUGUAGGAACGGCAAAAAUGGGAAAACCUGAAGACCCCACUUCAGUAGUCGAUAGUAAAUUAAAAGUAAUAGGAGUACAAGGCCUUAGAGUGGUUGAUGCUAGUGUGAUGCCGACCAUUCCGAGUGUAAAUACAAAUGCUGCUGUUAUGAUGAUUGCGGAACGAGCUGCAGAUUUUAUUAAAGAGGAAUAUGACGUAUUGUAUAAUAAAAAGGAUGAGCUUUGA